AAAAGUCUUAUUUAAAUAAUGAUAAAUUUUUUAGUUUCAUUCGAUUUUGUUGAUUUUACCUUUGUGAGGAAAUGUAAAUUUGGCAAAUUUUUUCGGUGAGCCAAUACAAGUACGUACGCCACUGCAAUAUAUGUCCCCAAUAACACCCGAAAACAGAUAUAACUUCCGAAAAUCGAACUUCUUCAGAUACUCUAAUCCAUACAUUGUGAUCGAAAUGCAGUUCUUAAAAAAAUAUUUCACCAUCUUCAUUUUAUCGUGCUUCGUUAGUGUAGAAGCUGGAUACUUCUAUCCACAUCCACAACCACCUAUUUACCAAGACAUACCAGUGCAACCACCACAAUUUUUACCACCGAAUUCACCACCAGUUUUGGACCAAGUUCCUGACAUAACUUAUUUGCCGACCAAUCCAAUUCAGCCACCUCCGGAACGACCACCCUUGGAUGUUCAGCCACCUCUUUUCGAUACGCCAGGCAUUACAGAAACAGACGACAGCGUCAUAAUUGAACUACCCCCAAUUCCACCACUCCCACCACAAUAUUUACCACCUUCCAACCAGUAUCUACCACCAGCAACUCGACAAUCAGAUCAUGCCCAAACACGUUUUGUUAGAAUUUCAAACUUGUCUUGCGUGGACUCAACAGAUGAAACUUCGAAGUUUCACGCUCAAUUCAGCUCUAUUCAACCCUUCAAUAUGUCACCAAGCAUGGAAGAUUCUUCUUAUCCUAAUUGCAUAGAUGUGGUUUCUGAAAACAUCUUCAAGGUUCAUCUGGAAGGACCUUUGGUGAAGAAGUGUGGGGUGAAAAGAUGCGUCAAUUCGAAUACGAAAGAGAGGAAGAUGUGUCUCCACUUGAGAAUGGCUACUGUUAAGGGAAUAAAACUACCUGAGGAUUUUCAAAUCAUGGUCCAAUGCUCUCCACAACCUUCAGUUAUGGCGCAUACAAAAGAACUGCGUUUUAGAUCCCAGAUCAGCAAUGAACAGAGAACCCUCAAAAAUGUAGCUGUAGCAAGUGGAGGAGCUCAAAGGAAAUUAGAUGUUGGACUAGAUUUGCUCAGGAAGUCUGCAAAUUCAGAUACCUUCAAUGAAAUAGUCAUUGCUGAAACUCCAGUGUAUUUAGGAGAAGAAUUAUUGCUAAGGGCAACUGUCAAAAACGGAAAUGGUUUCACAAACACCAGAAUGGACUCAGUUGUCAUGAGGAGCACGAGCACGAAAGAAUCCUCAACCCUCGUAGAUGAGAACGGAUGUACCAAUCCAUUCAUGCGAAACAUUUGUCCCGAUCUGCCCCAACAAAUAUCCCCCUUGGUGGUUGUUUUUCCAUUCAGGGCUUUUCUUUUCCAAGGUAGCGACCGUUCAGAUGAAAUGGUGUUGUCGAUGAGGAUGAUUGGAUGUCUGAACUCGAAAGAUUGUUUACAGAUUAACCAUUGUAACGAUGACAAAAUUGGAAAUAGAAGACGAAUUGUUAGGUCCACAGAUCCCACUGACGAAAUUACAGAUGAAGAGCUGAGAUUCAGAGUUCUACCCUUUGAGAAAAGCCCCAAUUCAACCAUUUUCGAAUUGAUGAAUGAAAAAAUUCAACUCAAUUCGCAAGAAACUUUUUUUUUCGCUUUCUUCACUCUGUUUUCAAUUAUAUUUUUAUGUAUUGUUAUCACUUGCCUGUCGUGUUACAAAUUUAAAUAAGUUAUUUGUUACCUAUUACGACAAAAUAAAAGAAAAUAUAAAAUAAAAUUGAAAUUAUGUGUCAAACUUAUUAUAGAGGAAUGAUCCUAAAGAAUUAUUGUGGAACUACAAAGUUUCAAGCGGUAUUUUUUAAGUUAUUGGGAAUACAAAACUUCAGAUGGAUAUAAUUCCGAAACCAUUGGACAAAUUUGAGCCAU
This is a messenger RNA of Harmonia axyridis, 1872 nucleotides long. RefSeq lists its product as uncharacterized. Bases 131 to 1675 code for a protein of 514 amino acids. NCBI's taxonomy places the organism in Eukaryota, Metazoa, Arthropoda, Insecta, Coleoptera, Coccinellidae. The transcript has 5 exons. The record is from RefSeq and is a predicted model, not a curated record.